AUGGCAGAGAUCAAGCGACCGGUGGGCUUACUGUUCGACGUUGGAGGAGUGUGUGUUGCAUCCCCGCUACAAGCUAUUCUUGACUAUGAGAUUAUCCGAAACAUCCCAUCAGGAUGGAUCAAUUUCAGUAUCUCGCGAACCGCGCCCAACGGUAGCUGGCACAAGCUCGAGCGAGGCGACAUCGGGGUGGACACGGACUUCUUUGCGGGGUUCAAUGCGGACCUGGCAAGCCCGGAACUAUGGGCGCAAUUCCAACAGCAACUUCAAAAGAAACAAGGCACAAAUGGUUCUACCAUUCCUCCAAUGCCGACGGUGGAUGCAGAAUGGCUAUUCUGGGAGAUGAUGCGGGUAUCUCGCACGACAGACCCCUAUAUUUACCCAGCUCUGAAGAAAUUGAGAGAGUCAGGACAGUUCCUGAUGGGCGCUCUAUCCAACACCAUUAUAUUCCCCGACGGACAUGAAUACAAUGAAGCAUCCGAAGUGAAGAAGCAAUUCGAUUUCUUCAUCUCGUCUGCGCACACGGGCCUCCGCAAACCUGACCCCAAAAUUUACCAGGUGGCGUUGCAGGAGAUGGACAAUUUAGCUAAGAGACGAGGACUAGCCGGAGCUAAUCCCGACGAUGUUGUGUUCUUCGAUGACAUUGGCGAGAACCUGAAGGGGGCGAAGAACGCUGGCAUGCGUACAGUCAAAGUCAUACUUGGAAAGACCCAAGAUGCGGUCAAGGAGCUGGAGAAGCUCACAGGCCUUCAGUUGCUGGAGGAGGACAAGGCACGAUUGUGA
This is a messenger RNA of Penicillium roqueforti, 780 nucleotides long. RefSeq lists its product as uncharacterized. The coding region runs from base 1 to 780 and encodes 259 amino acids. Lineage: Eukaryota; Fungi; Ascomycota; Eurotiomycetes; Eurotiales; Aspergillaceae. The transcript has 2 exons. The record is from RefSeq and is a predicted model, not a curated record.